AUGGCGGUUGAUUGCGAAGGAUUUUCCAUCAGAGAGUACACGCGCAACAUAAGAAGUGUUGAGGUGCGUAAAUGCUGGCCCUUCUCCGGAGAUGUCACCGGAGAACUUAUUCAGUCCCUUCUUCCUCCGAUAACCGUCGUCAAGUUCCGGUGGUGGUCUCAUGAGCUAGCCUCUCUGCUAACAAAAUCUCCGGAUGGUUCCGAUCCGGCCUUUCGACGAAAGGCGAAGUCUAACAAGCGCUCCGUCGUUGAGUUAGCACGCAGAGAAGACGAGAGAGACGAUUCCGAGGUCUUAAUCGAUUCAAAGCGAAAGAAAUCGAAAGAUACCUUCGAUGCGAAAACUGCAAACAAGGUUAAUAAUUGCAAAGAAGAUGCUCGAGAAAAUGCUGAUGAUGGGAAAUGCAGUAUUGGGACUCAAGGAAGAUCUGGUGUGAUGUCUCUUAACAGGAAGAAGGCUGGAGUGAGAUGCUUAUCUUACACAGAGGAGGAUUUGUUUCCGGAUUCUCCAAAAUCAGUCAGUCAGGAUUGGGAUUCUGAGUUCAAGAUUCCUGGAAAUUUGAAAGUUUGCUCGGUGAGGAGUCCUGAUAAGUCGAAAAGUUAUGCUUCUCAGAGUGAGAAACAUGUCAGAUUCUCUGAUAAUAAUGGAAUACUUUCCCAUCUGGAGAAGAAUGGAUUCUCUGUAGAGCAAUGCUGCUUGAAUAUGAGUAAGUUAAGUCUCUUUGCUGCGGAGGAUCAAUCAUCUGUAGGUGACAAGAAAAUGGUGGUCGUAUCAAAUGGCAAUAUGCAGUUUCAGUCUGCGGUUUCAGAGAGACGGUUAAGUCAUGCUCGAGGGAAUUCUAGCUUGUCGUGUUUUGCUGGACCACAUCUCUCACAGGAAAGAAUUAAGGAUGCAUUGGAUUUGGAGAGAAAGAGACAUGUGGAUCAACCUGUUCAACCAUUCAUCUCUGAUUUGAGUGAGAGUCUGUACAGAAGUUGUUCUUCCUCGUUUCAACAUACAUCAGCUGAUAUGCAUUGCAGGACAUUGCUGUACCAAUCCCCUUUUGAUCCAUUUCAAGUGGAAAGGAUACAAAGACAUGUAGAAGCAGAUGCGAUCCCGGGGUUUACUCUCAAUGUACAAGGUGAGCUAGUCGAAGCAAAUGGUGAAGGCUGUAGAAGUUUAGGUACUGGUUGCUCUAUAUCUGCAUCUGCUGAAAAUGAUCUUUUACUCAAGAACUCAGUGGACUUUUCCAGUGGGAAGAAGCAUUCAACAGAUCCAGCAAUUACCAAAGAUGGUGGCAAGAUCCCAGUGCAUAAUGAGAGACGCCUUAAGUACUUUCCAGCUAGGCUAGGCAUUGAUGAGAUCUUCACCGAGGAUGGAGAGUGCGGUCAAACUGUCCACUCCCCGGUUCCCCAAGUCAACCCGACGAGCCACACACUCAAUCUGCAUCAAAACGUUACUAGCAGAGAUAUGGUUGCAGAUAGUGAUGGUUUGUGUUUACAUAACACUCAAGCAACAAUGCGGCUGAUGGGUAAGGAUGUUUCUGUUGGCACAAGUUACUCAGAUUUGCUUAGAGCUGGCCAGAGGAUCAUAGCACCAGAUGCUUCUGUAGAUUGUCCCUUUUUGGAGAGCCAUACUCAACAGAGCUGGCUAUGGCCAAGGACAACACUUGGGAUUUCAGAAAACCAUUCAGCUGCAUCAUUGGACAAGAAUUGGAGCAGAAAUUUGUUGUGUGAUCCUUCAAAGGAUCCUUAUCCUUUGUUUUGGGAACCAAGUGUGUGCUUGGCUCCGGAAGCCAGAACAGAGUUUCCUCCCACAUUCUUGUAUCCAUGUGGUUCACACGUGCCUUGUCCAUUGACUGAUAAGGAUCUCAGCUUCCAUGGGUAUGGUUCAGGGCAGCAACUAAACAGUUUCACAUUCAGCCACCAACAACUACUACCUUUUCAAUCUCAUCCGGAGAUUCCUUGUGAUUACAACAAUGUCGGUAUUGGUCACUUACCUGAUGCUAGAAAACCAUCUUUCGGAUUACCUUUCUCUUGCACAGAUUCUACUAGACAGCCACAGCCUCAUUAUUGGCCACAGAGUUCCUUUGAGAGCAGCUCGCGUUUGGGAAUGCCUUGCAUCACCAAUCCCGCAGAGCAACUAGUUUCCUUGUAUGAGUCCAGGUCAUCUUCUUCUUCUUCUUACAUAAACGUUGGAAAAGCAAAUAAGCGGCUAGCAUCUGUAGAGGAAUAUCCACUGAAGAAACAGAAAAUCCCCAAGUUUCCAAUGCAAGGUGGCUUCAACUCUGAGAAAGAGUCCUUUGGAGGCCAGCAAAUUAGGAAAGCACAAAUCUAUAAGUCUUAA
Messenger RNA from Microthlaspi erraticum, 2322 nucleotides. NCBI's taxonomy places the organism in Eukaryota, Viridiplantae, Streptophyta, Magnoliopsida, Brassicales, Brassicaceae. The record is from the annotation of a GenBank genome assembly.